Molecule: messenger RNA, 3436 nt
Organism: Synchiropus splendidus (mandarinfish)
Lineage: Eukaryota; Metazoa; Chordata; Actinopteri; Syngnathiformes; Callionymidae
Gene: tm4sf21b
Product: transmembrane 4 L six family member 21b
Exons: 5
Coding region: 2612-3208 (198 amino acids)
Cellular component (GO): membrane
Source: RefSeq, a predicted model, not a curated record
ACAGAGACGGAGUCGUACCUGCACAAGUGUCAGAUUGGUUUUUUGUCCACACUGAUCCGGUGUUUUCAGUCACCAUAACCGAUACAAACUGGGUACCAGAUUGAAUACAUUUGAAAACUGAAUUUGCUGUCCAUGCAGAUGCAGUGAUAUAGCGUUUCCAAAUGUUGGGACCCAAAACUCUCUGUGAAAGUCACCACUUCACAGUGAUACUGGCUCACCACAGGUUGAUGCCCGUUCAGCAACAAAUGUUCUUGUUGUUAAUGUUACUGAUGUGGAUGGACCAUGAAGCGGGUGACACCACAGGUGACAGGUGUCAAGCCAGUCCUCAAAGGGCCGCGAAGGGCCUGCACCCACUGUGGCGCUUUUGCGGGUCAGUUUGACGCCCUUGCCAUGGGUGGUAAAAACACUUGAGAGAUGAGAAACGCACGUCCCCGGUCACUCUCUCCUUUCUGCUCUCAGGACUUGUGGUUCAGUGUAGACUCGUACUAAAAGCUGAACCGCAUCAUCAGUACACACUGGCAUCUCUUAGCGCAAUCAAUGUAUUGUGCUUCCUAAUUUUAGCAUCUUCCGUAUUUGUUGCCAGGGCACAACAGCGCCACUACAGUCCGCUCAUGUGUACUGCAUCAUUUUCAAUGGUUGCAGCGGAUCCGGCUCUUAUGUGCAGCGCUGUAUGGAUGUGAAUUUUAUUUAAUUUUUUUCUUGAUUUGACUUUGUUUGUAAAUGCUCCUUUUCAUAUCUUCAUAUUCAAACCUAAAGACUAACUCUUUGCUUGUAUUCACAGUGCUGACGACUGUUGUUUUACAGCCCUUUAUUGCUCAGGUGUUCAUGGCUUUAUUGUGGGUGAGCCGAGAGUCAACACUAUCAGGGUGGCGGUGCCUGGCACCGAGGUGUUUAUGUAAUCAGAUACACUCAUCACAUGAAUGUGUUCAGCUUCAGUACAGGCGCGGGUUUGGAUUUUAAAAAAUUAAAUUCAACAAAGAUCAGCAGAUGAAUUCAUAAUUACGAUAGCACAGAGCUUGUCCAGCACAGUAUCAUCUACACUGUGGCUUGAGUUCAACCUCGAGUCUUCAGGAAUGGCAACAUGAUCAGCGUGGUGUUAAAAUGUUACAGCACCAGACAGAGGGAGGAGGCAGUUUGCCUUUAUUCAAGUUGGCAGGAUAGUCAUAGAUCAGACUGGAGCAGUAAACUGUCUUAUGAGAGCAACUCUGUGCACUUUGCUUGAGCUCAGUGCUCUUACAGUGAGCAAUAUACCAUCAUUCAAUAAGAUGAGUCAGCCAUGUGAUGCUCCCCUCUACAGUCACAGAUUUUUUUUAAAUCUUAGUAGCACUGCAGAAAAGGUCAGAAAACCUGAGGAAAUUCGACAUUACCAAUGCUUGGCACUGAAUUUCAUUGAUCUGUUUAUUGUAGCGGCUAUCCUGCUGUUACCUCCAACCCCCGGUGCACUCUGGCAAAGCUAAACAGAACCAGAAUCAGGGUGUGAAACCACCCAUUCACUGGAGUUUUUUGUCAUGCUAACAUUAGUGACAUAUUAUGUGCGUAAGAGUCAAAGUCCACUGUGUAUUGAUUAGCACCUUAAUAUUUAAUGAAGAGAUCAAUCUCCUCCGCUGUGUUUUUCCAGGAGUGUUCUGCUGCCUCAACACCGCGUCACGCUGAACGUUCAGCUGUCACCACCAUCAUAGAAAUCUGGGAGGCCUUUACAAAUGGCGGAAUGGGUGAUGCCCGUGCGUUGCGAAUGUCCUGUCAGUCAUUGAACUUUGAACGCCCGACAGACUUCGGCCAGAUCCUGCUGUCGGACAACAUGAGACAGCUCAACUUAUCUCCACCACAUUUCAGGGUGCUGUUGCUGGGAGAGACUGUAAACCUCCAAGUGAUAGGCUGCGUUUGAUACCACGAAUGUGUGCGCCCUCCACCUGCUCUUGGACUGGGAUGAUAAGAAGUUGUUUGCUGAAGAGUGCUGCGAGAGUGCGAUCUCUCCGAUACUGGCAGGGAUCACAUAGAUUUAUUAGUAUGUUUAUGAUAUUGCUAGCACGUUGCCCUCAGCUAUAAAAAAAAUGCAGCAAGCUGGGUUAGAAGUAUCAUUCCAUUGAGACAGAAUUUGUGAAAAAAACAUUACCUGAGACGACGUUACAUUCACACUACGAUUAUCAAAGUGACUCUCUACCCUGUGGAGUCCUCCUCUAUCUAACAUUUUCAUCUGUGGACAUUAUGCUAGUUCCCUGAUAACCGUGGCUUCUCCUUCUUGUCAAUUAGAAAUUACGUUGCAUCAUUUAGUAACGUUUAGUCUGAGUGAAUACGUGGCCAUUGCAUGUGUAGGAGGAACUUGUAGGAGGAACUUUAUCCCUGUGGCCACCGACCCACCCGCGCACACAAACACACACUGAUGACAAAAAUGAGGUCAUAAAAGGGCUGAUUAUCGGCCACUCGUUCUUAUCUGCUCCGGCUCUACCUUUAUACCCUCCACACCCAGGGAGUGCAAAUAUAUUUAUACUUAAGCCAAUGCUGGUCGCAGUCAAACAUCCCCGCGUGUCAUCCUACUGAAAGGACCUCUUUUUUUGACACAUCCCAUCUACAUCUUCUUUCUUUGGAAGCCUUUCCUCAACCAACCGGCAUCAUGUGCACUGGAGCGUGCUCGAAAUUCAUCGCAAUCCCACUCUAUGUGUUGGCACUGGUGUCCAUCAUCUGCAACAUCAUGCUGUUCUUCCCAGACUUUCAAACUCAAUACGCUACCAUGGACAGAAAAGGUGAUCACAGGAUCACUGAAGAGGUGAAAUACAUGGGAGGUGUGAUCGGUGGAGGAAUCAUGAUUCUGAUUCCUGCCAUUCACAUCCAUUUGACCAGUGCCAAGAAUUGCUGCGCUAACCGCUGUGGGAUGUUCCUGUCUAUUGGUUUUGCAGCAAUUGGAGUGGUGGGUGCUCUGUACAGUCUGGGUGUGGCUGGUGCGGGACUGGCAAGGGGACCACUGUGCAGCUGGAGACCAAACCCUGCUGGUUCACUUGUAUGGAGCACCCCAUUUGAGAACAGUGAGGGGGAUUACCUGACCAACAAGCCAAUGUGGAAAAUCUGUAUUGAGCCAGAAAAUGUGGUGGAGUUCAACAUCGGGCUUUUCUCCACCCUGGUGAUUGCUGCCAGUAUCCAGCUGAUACUCUGCGCCAUUCAGAUGAUCAAUGGGCUGUUUGGCUGCCUCUGCGGGACCUGUUCAGGCAAAUAGACAGCAAGUGCACGCACCACGACCACGACCACUCAGAGGACACCUCACCUGCUUCACCGUAUUUAUUAACACAUACACUGCAGCAACAACAUCAAAUGGGCUCGCCGCUUUCCGUGUCGCCAAGAAAAUGUGUUUCAAGAAUUUCUUUUUGUGAUUAGUAGGCCUUUGAUAUUAUAAUAUCAACAGGCUCACAGAGUGUUUUUGUGCUUAUGUUUGUUUUUUAAUAAA